AUGCCUUUAUUAAAGUGUUGUGUUGGUGGCUGUGAUUCAACAAAUAACACUCACAGAUUGUUUUGCAUGCCUAUGAACCGUAAUUUACGCAACUUAUGGUUGUCGUUAUUAGUUCCGACGAAUCCUAAUUUACUUGGACUAACAGAGAACCAGUUACUGACGAAACGUGUUUGUGUAAGACAUUUUGACUCUACUCAAUUUGAUCAGGCUGGUGUCAGAAUACGCUAUUCCUAUCCUUGCUUAUUUACGGAUAUGGAAAUAGCCCAUGGCGUGCCUCUAGCAAAGGUUUGCAAAGUUUUGGAUGAACAUAAUUAUUGCCAAUACCAAAAUCAAGAUCAAAUUGAUCCAACAGGAGGACCAAUUACCAUGACAGGUAAUGUUUUCCAAGAACAUCAGUACUCACUUCCUUCGACUAGCAGUACAACUUCAAGAGUCCCUCAUCAAUUGCAAGGAGAUGUAUCUAUUGACUCUAUUCCUCAAAGUACUGCAUUUGAACAAGGAGAAUCCAAGAACACCACUCAAAUGACUGCAGAAAAGAACACAACACGGCAAUGUAUAAAAAAAUGUAUUAAAAUUGCUAUUGAUAGUUUGAAUCAAACAAAUACAGAAUGUUUGCAAAAUGCACAUAAAGAAGCUGAAAAUCAUGUGCUCUUAAAAAAUUUUGAAUAUCUUGAUAAGAAAUCCAAAGCAUUCUUGUUGAUGCAAUUAAAACUUGUAAAAAAAAAUAAAAAGGCACAAAGAUUUUCUAUAGAAGACAAAUUGUUUGCCCUUACUUUGAUGAAGCAAAGUCCAAAGGGUUAUAAACUUUUGGAAAAAUUGUUUAUUUUACCUAGCAAGAGGACACUGUCUCGACUCUCAAAUAGGAUUGAGUUUGAAUGUGGAGUUAAUAAAAAUAUUUUUGAGCAUAUUAAAAUUAAUAUAAAAGACUGGGACAUAAAGAAAAGACUUUGCUCAUUAAUAUUUGAUGAAGUUGCACUAACACCACGUCUUGCUUAUAAUGAGAGUAAAGAUAAGAUAUAUGGAGUAGUUGAAAUAGCAGGAGAAAGAAAGCUUAAAUUAGCCGACCAUGCUUUGGUGUUCAUGGUAAGAGGUAUAUGUUCUUCAUGGAGACAAAGCAUUGCAUAUUAUUUUUGUGAUGGAACAGUUUCUUCACCAGAAUUAUUAAAUAUUUUAAAGGAAAUUAUUCCUUUAUUGGUAGAAACUGGUCUAAAACCACUGGCACUUGUGAGUGAUCAAGGAUCUACAUUCAGGACAUGUUUCAAGAGUCUUAAAAAUUCAACUGCUCAACUUCGGGAAUUACAAGGAGUAAAACAUGAUGAUAGAAUUCUUAUAGCUGGACAUGAACUUUAUCUAUUCCAUGACCCGCCACAUCUACUGAAGAGUAUCCGUAACAAUUUUAUUACAAAAGAUAUCUUAUAUCAAGGAAAAGUAGCAUCAUGGAAAGAUAUUUUAUAUAUUUAUGACUUGGAUAGUAAAUCCGGUCAUACCAGGGCAAUACCAAAAUUGACAGCACAACAUGUGGAUCCAAAACAUAUUAAUAAAAUGAAAGUCAAAGUGGCCACCCAAGUGCUAAGUGCCCGUACAGCUGCAAUGCUUAACUAUACUCAUGCUCUCCAUGAACAGCUCAACAUGCCCAAGGAGACAAUGAAAGCGACAGCUCUGGUGGUGGAAUUUUUCGACGACCUAUUUGAUAGUGUAAACGGAUCCCCUGGUGUAUCAAAGGGUAAAUUAAGAUGUGCGGUGAAGCCUAAUUCACCUCACUUACAAUUUUGGAGGCAAUCAUUAAAAACUUUAAAAAAUAUAAAGUAUAUUGAUAACAGCAGCAAGUUUGCUAAAAAUGCUUUAAAAUCAAGACAUGUGCGCGUUCCCUGCCUAGAUGGAUGGAAUACUACUUUACAGGGUUUCCUGGGAUUAGCCAAAUUAUUAUUUUCACAAUUCGGGGUAGAAUAUUUUUACCCUAGGUUUAUAAAUCAAGAUCCCCUUGAAAAUUUUUUUGGACGUAUCAGAGCAGUUAAUUAUAGAAACGUAAAUCCCGACGUUACAACGUUUAUAUACGCUUAUAAGUCGUUAGUUUUGUCCAAUAUAUUGAGCCCACAUUCAAAAUAUUCCAAUUGUGAAGAAGAUAACGGUGAUACGUUGAUUGAUUCAAAUUAUUUAUUUAUAUCAAAUGAAAGUGAUAGGGAAAAUUUUCCUAUAAAUACAUAUUCUCAUGUAAUGCCGUCAACUUCGCAGAUUCCGCAAGGCGUAGAAAGUGAUCUAAAACAACAUGUAAUAGCUGAAAAAGUCAGGGUUCAGACGUCGGCAUACACAGCAGGAUAUAUUUGCAGGAAAAUAUCCAAAAAAAUUGAUUGUUUCAGAUGUCUAAACACCUAUACCACAAAAGAUAUUCAAGGAAUCCAUAUUUAUAUUAAAUAUAGAGAAUACAAAAGACUAAAAAAUAGUAAUUUGGCCUACCCCAAUGAGAAAAUGCUUAGGCUUUAUCGAGAUAAUUCUCAAAUAAUCCACGAUUAUUUAAAUAUAAAUUGCAUGAAAACUGAUAUAAAGAAAAAUAUUAAAAAUAUUAUAAUUGGAAAGUGCGACAUGUCUUGGUUGGGAUGUAAAAAGCACCAUAAAAUUGUAAUUAAUUAUUAUUUAACUUUGGUAAUUCGCCUUCAAUGCCAUAAUUGGUGCAAUAUUAUUAAUAAAAUUUUGAGUGGCAAAAUAGAAGAAAAAUAUGUAUCAAAAAUGCAAAAUGUCCAACAACUAGCACUGAAAAAAUGUAAAACCCAUAGGUUAAGGAAAACAACUCAAUAAAUGAUGUUCAUUAUGAUUUGUUCUUUUUUAAUUUGUUAAAUUUAAUAAAAUAAAAAAUAUUUACAAAGAUCCUAUAUUGAUAUUUUUGUAAUUUUAUCGAUCUCAACAUCACUAGCAUUAUCGAUAAUUUAUGCAUUUCAUUUCAAACACUAUUCAUAAUGACAGUUGUCAUUCUUCGUAAUGACAAGAAGAAGAAACAGCGAUAGUAGCGCCAAAACUAUUAUUGUAGGAACUACGCAAUUUAGACUGUCCUAUCUGUAGCUUGCUACAUAUUACUAAUCUGUGAAAGUACCUAUGUAUUAUAGACACAUAUUAUAAAGUUAUUUUAAUGAAGCAGAAGUCUUAUUAAUAUCUACUUAUUUACACACAAACAUGGUUGAUAUUAAUAAAUAUCUUGAGACUCAAUUAGCACUUGCGAAACAGAAAAGUGAAUUCAACAAUAGUAGAAGUAUUCCAUUAAUAUCGCAGAAGAGUAAAAGUGUUGCAGAAAUAAUAUCAAAAAAAGAAGAGAAACAGUUUAAGAAAAACAAAAGCGCCAAAUCCUAUAGUAAACCUCGUGCUAUACAGCCUAUCGAAAAACCAGACACUUUUGAAAGUAAAGAUUCGGACGAUGAAAGUGAGUAUAUACCAUCUUGCGAUGAAGAUGAAGAAAUAAAUUCACAACUAAUGUCAUCGUCCACGCGCACCAAAAACAACUUGAAGAAAAUAAUAGAUGAUGGAGCCAAAACAUUGUAUGAUAAAAGGAUAAAGGUUUGGAGAGAGAAAUUGGCAACGGCUCUGGAAAAUAAAAUCAUUGAUGUGCCUACCUCAGCAGAUAUACAAUAUAUUUUAGAAGGUAAUAAAGAUUUUGAUAAAGUAUAUGAACUUCAGAAUGGUCUUUGUGUGCCAAACUACAUUUGGAAACAAUUAUUCAAAUACCAAAAAACUGGAGUUAAAUGGCUUUGGGAAUUACAUCAAGUACAAUCUGGUGGCUUGCUUGGAGAUGAAAUGGGUUUGGGGAAAACAGUACAAAUUAUAGCAUUCCUAGCUGCACUUUCUAUUACAGAUUUUGGUUCUUGGGGUGGACUCGGUCCAUCUAUUAUUGUUGCCCCAGCAACAGUUAUUUAUCAGUGGGUCACACAUUUUCAUUUUUGGUGUCCCAGUUUAAGAGUUUCUGUUUUACACAAUUCUGGUUCUCAUAAUGGAGAUCAUAAUAAACUCAUUCGUGAUAUUAAUGAAUCUCAUGGUAUAUUGUUAAUAACAUAUGCAGGUAUAGUUAAGUACUCAAAUGAUUUACUGUCUCGUAAAUGGCAUUAUAUAAUUUUAGAUGAAGGACAUAAGAUAAGAAAUCCAGAAACUCAAAUAAGUAAACAUGUAAAAAAAUUUAAAACACCACACAAAUUACUAAUAACUGGAUCUCCAAUGCAAAAUAGUUUGCAAGAAUUAUGGUCUCUAUUUGACUUUAUGAGACCAGGUUUACUGGGUACAUACAACACAUUCAUGGAAUAUUUUGCAAAUCCUAUAACACAGGGGGGUUAUGCAAAUGCAACUGAAAUUCAAGAAGCAACAGCUUUGGAAAUAGCUAUAACAUUAAAAAGCAUUAUCACACCUUACAUGUUGAGAAGAACAAAAUCUGAAGUUCAAGAGUAUAUUAAGUUACCAGAGAAAAAUGAACAAGUACUGUUUUGUGCAUUAUCUCAAGAACAGCGAGAUUUGUAUAUGGGAUACCUUAUGGGAAGUACAGUAAGAAGUAUCCUAGAUAAAGAAUGUAGGUAUGGUGAUCCAUUAAGAGCUAGAGUAUUGGUUGCUCUUUCCACUCUUAGAAAAAUUUGUAACCAUCCAGAUUUAUAUCUGUAUGAAAUUCAAGAAGAUGAUGCACAAAUCUUAGAUGAAAAUUUUGGGCAUUGGAAAAGAUGUGGUAAAAUGACAGUAGUAAACUCUUUGUUAAAAAUAUGGCAAAAGCAAGGUCACCGAGCUUUAAUUUUUUCUCAGUCCAGAGUAAUGUUGUGCCUAUUAGAACAGUAUUUGCAAAGUCAAGACUUUAAAUAUUUAAAAAUGGAUGGGGGAGUUACUAUAAGUCAAAGGCAGAAUAUGAUUAAAACUUUUAAUGAAAAUACUGAGUAUUUAGUGUUUCUUUCAACAACAAGGGUUGGUGGCUUAGGUGUUAAUUUAACUGGUGCUGAUAGAGUCAUUAUAUAUGAUCCAGAUUGGAAUCCAGCAACAGACAAUCAGGCGAAAGAAAGGGCAUGGAGAAUAGGUCAACAAAGAAAUGUUACAGUUUACAGAUUAGUAUCAGCUGGUACAAUUGAAGAAAAAAUUUAUCAAAGACAAAUUUUUAAACAUUUUCUUAGUAAUAAGAUUCUCAUAGACCCUAAUCAGAAAAAUGUUCUUACAACUAGUACUUUGCAAGGUUUAUUUACAUUGGAUGAACCUAAUCCUGAAGGAGACACUGAAACAUCAUCACUUUUUAAAAACUCGAAAGUUUAUGCUAACAAAGGUAAAGAAAAAAAUUCCAGUACUGAGUCAAAAUCAGCAAUAUCCAAAAGAAAAAUGGAAGCAAUGAAAAAAAUGGCAAAAGAAAUAAGUAGAAGAAUAACAAAGAACAUAGAAGAAAAGUCAUGUUUAAUUCAAGAGGAUCCAAGAGAACGAUAUAAGAAAAAAAGAGAAAUGUUAAUUAAUCCUCCUAAAAUAGAAGAACCAGAAAUUAACAAGGUUGAUGACAAAGUUACAAAUGCGACAUUUGAAAGUAUCAUGUCUGAAUUGGAUAUUGUUAAUAUGCAUACAAAGGAAGAUUAUGAGAAAAAAUUGUUAGAAGAUGUUUUAAAUAAAGCAAAUGAUAAUAAUGAAGCAGAGUUAACAACUGAAUCAAGUUUUGCUAAUACUGAUAACAAAAAUGUGGGAAUCAAACAUGAUGAAAUGAAUGAAUUUGUCAAUCACUUAGAUCCUCCAGAACCUUCUUCUUCAAAAUCAGUUAAUGAUAAUGCUCUAUUAGAAAAAAAGGAUGAAAAAAGACCAAAGAAACGGAGUCCUUCUUCUGAAGCUGAAAUAGAAAGUUUAAUAGCAAUUAAAAAAGUUAAGCGAAAUAAAAGUAGAACAAAUAAAAAACAGAAAGAUGAUGAUGAUUAUGUCCUAAGUAAACUUUUUGCAAAAGCAUCUGUCAAGACAGCUUUGCAACAUGAUAUUGUAGUGGGACUAGCAGAAAAGGAAAAACGACAUAGAAUGAAAGAAGAAGCUACAAGAAAAGCUAAAAAGGCAUUAAGAGCCAUAAAGUUUUCAUGGAAAUAAUUGAAAUGAUGAAAAACAUUCAGUAAAUAUUAUUUUUAAAUAUAGGAAUAAAAGUAACAUUAAUUUAAUAUAUUAUUAUAAUUUUCUUCCCAUCAU
Messenger RNA from Diatraea saccharalis (sugarcane borer), 6153 nucleotides. The record is from the annotation of a GenBank genome assembly. NCBI's taxonomy places the organism in Eukaryota, Metazoa, Arthropoda, Insecta, Lepidoptera, Crambidae.